UGCCCCUUUGAAGAGGCACUAGCAGGCUGCAGCGUGCAGGGAGAGCACAGUUGGCUGAGAGAGCCAGUCAGCAGGUCUCCAGGUCCACAGGCCGUCUCCACGUAUGUAGCACUGUCUCUGCUAGAGCCUCUCUCUUCUCUUUUCCUCUCUGUCUGUCUCUCCUUCUCCUUGUCUUCCACAUCUGUGCAUUUAUUUUCUGAACCUCUCUUCUCCUGCAGUCGUCUGUUUGGUUCCCAAACCGUCUGUUGCUCCUUUCCAUCCCUCCUCAGACCACAGGAAAGAAUAAGGACGAUGCCAGCACAGAUGUUCGGGCUACAUGCUCAUUUUGAGUCCAGCUGAAGACGUCGGCAUUUCAGAGGCCCAGGGGAACUUAAACAAAAUAACUAAAGAAAAUCAGAACUUUUCUCAACCAAAGGAAGGUUUUCGGGAGAUCUCAUUUUCACGUCCCUCCUUCAUCAUCCAGCUUGGUUUUGUUUUUUUUUGUUUUUUUUUUGGGUGCUUUUUGAGUGGGAAGGCUGAAGAUGAAGUCAAUUCUCUCUAAGGUCACUCUUCAUCCUUUUCUCUUUGGAGUGUUCUUGUCUUUGGUGGAUGCCAAAGGGACCUACUAUGGCAAUCCCUACCGAUACAACCUCUACAAAUCUGGAGUCAAUCCCCAUUACUCACCUGGGAAACCCAUGGGCCGCCACAAAAACUAUUGCGCUUACGUUGUCCAGAAGAACAUCUCAUGCACGAUGCAGGACGGGGUGGCCACCUACGUCAAGGCAGAAUACAGCAAAUGCGCGUGGGGGCAGAAGUGUCCAGCUGUCAUGUACCGGACAUUCUACAAGCCCAAGUACAAAGUGGGGUACAAGACUGUGACUGAGCUGGAGUGGCGCUGCUGCCCAGGGUAUUCGGGUGAAGGCUGCUUCGAUGGACCCACUGCCCUCCCCGACAUGCCCCCGUUCAAAGGUGGCCUGCCCCAUCCCGGUUUUAAGGGAUACCCCCGCGGGCACCCCAGGGGCCCUGAGCAGAAGCCCAUCCCCGGUGGUCGCCUGGACCCCACAAAAUCCAACUAUGGCCAGAAGUUUGGUGGGGUGACAGGAGAGCGCCUGGACCGGAUCGAGGAGGACGUGCGGCGGCUGUCCAAGGGGCUGGACACACUGAACGGCGCGGUGACGGGCCUGGAGGAGCGCUUGCGGCAGGGCAUGCGUGAGGACACCAACAAAAUGCUCACCACCCUGCUGGGCACCGCGCCUCGCACCUCCGACUCCACGGUGGGCUUCGGCGUCAUCCCCGACGGGACCCCGGACGGCCUGGAGGGCGGCGAGGGCUUCCCCGGGUUCGGCGACCUGGCCGGCCGGGUGACGGAGGUCAAGGACGAGAUCCGGGCCAAGAGCGACAUGCUGGACGAGAUCCACGGCAUGGUGCUGGGCCACGACGGCCAGCUGAAGCAGCUGCUGGAGGCGGCCGCCGGCAGGCCCGUCUCCGGGGACACGCAGAAGCUCCUGGAGGAGCUGCUGGACGCCAAGCUGGCCGGAGUGCGGGCCGAGAUCCUGGACGGGUUCGAGAGGCGCCUGACGGGCAUGCAGAGCCACUGCGACGAGCGGAUCGGCCAGGUGCAGCAGCAGUGCCACCAGGACCAGCUGAACGGCCAGGAGCAGAUGGAGACCUCCCUGGACGGCCGGGAGACCGGCCUGAGGAAGGAGCUGGGGGACCUGCAGGCUCAGAUCCAGGGCCUGACCCUGACGGAGAGCUGCUGCACACAGGUGAGCAGCCUGGCCCAAAGGAUGCUGCUGCUGGAGGACUCGGUCAAAGGCCUGACAGAGUCCCAGAGGCAGCUCCAGCUCGCCCACAGCGACCAGACCAUCCACGUGGAGACCAUGAUCGAGGGCCGCCUGGAGUACAUUGAGGGCCGGAUCAACACCACGGAGAGGGUGCAUACCGAGGACGGGGGGCGGGGGCCAGCCGAUGGCCUGGACGGCUGGAAGACCUUGCUGGAUGACAAGCUGAAGACGCUGGAGGACCGUCUGUUCAUGGCGGUGGAGGAGCUGAGCAACGUGACAGCUCCCGCCCUGCUGGAGGGGCAGGCGGUGCCAGCGCUGGAGACGGAGAUCGAGGCGGUGCGGCAGCGGGUGGAGGAGGGCCUGGACGGGGUCCAGAAGCAGCUGACCGACCUGGAGCUCCUCUGCACCUCCGCCUGCUCCCCGACCAUGGACGGGCAAGUGGACACGGGGGAGAAGAAGGAGGAGGAGGAGGACCAUUGCGGCACCAUGGAGGGGAAGCUCACCGGGCGCUUGGAUGGCCACUCGGACCGGCUGGACAGGCUGAACGGCACGCUGGGCGAGGUGCUGGCCAGGCUGGCCCAGGAGGAAGAGGAGGGCUCCAUUCAGGGGGAGAUCACACUGCUCAAGGUCAACAUCAACUCCGUCAACCGCACGCUCAAGGGCCUCCGGGAGUCGGUGGGCACGUUCACCCGCGAGGUGGGGCACGUCAACGCCUCCUGGCAGCAGCGCGAGGACAGGCUGGCCAGCCAGGUGCAGGGCAUCACGCAGCUGGUGGGGCGGCAGGUGUCUCAGCUGGGCUCCAGCGAGCGCCGGCUCAUCCAGCUCAAGGGCGAGCUGCAGAGCCUGAGGCGCAGGCUGGCCGGCGAGCUCCAGGGCUGCCGCAGCACGGCGCUGGGCGUCCAGAGGGAGGUGAUGGCCGUGGACAGCCGGGUCAAGCAGGUGGAGGGCCGGUGCAGCAGCCUCGGCGACCUGGCCGAUCACCUGGAGAGGAUCCGGGGGGAGCUGGAGCAGCACUCCGACGGCUACCUCCUCCAGGUCAACAGCACACUGGCCAGCCACUCGCAGCAGCUGUCCGAGCUCAAAGACGGACUCAAAGACUGCGCCGCCAAAACGGGACAGGCCGGGCCGAAGGGCGCCCAGUAACACGCUUGCGCGCCUGUGGAGCCGUGGCUAGUGGAUGUAUGGAUCGGUGAGACAUCGAUCGUAUGUUACUCCAAUGGGGCAUUUCACUCUAUUCCUUCCAUUUUCGUUUUUCCUGUUUUGUAUUGAUUUUAACUGACAUUUUAACUUAUAUGAAGAAAAAGUGACUGCAUUGUUAUGUUACUAGAUGUAUUUUAUAAAGAUAACAAGGCAAACAACACUAAUAAGCUGCUACGGGUUUCUACUGGCAAGUCAAUUCUACUUUAUUCGUCAUGGUUUCUUGUCCUUACUUUUU
Anguilla anguilla (European eel) is the source of this 3198-nucleotide messenger RNA. It is a transcript of the gene emilin3b, whose product is annotated as EMILIN-3. The coding region runs from base 522 to 2906 and encodes 794 amino acids. Gene Ontology annotation, molecular function: protein binding. The transcript is spliced from 4 exons. The record is from RefSeq and is a predicted model, not a curated record. NCBI's taxonomy places the organism in Eukaryota, Metazoa, Chordata, Actinopteri, Anguilliformes, Anguillidae. Gene Ontology annotation, cellular component: extracellular matrix.